AUGGAUACCAAACGCCAGAUCAUUUUCAACGAUAUCGUUAGGAUUAGAAAGUCUUUAGAGCGCUAUCCGAGGAACCUUUUCCAGAACGAGCAGCUCGGGAGGCUUGGGGUUCGGGCGACCACAGUGCCCUUGACCACUAAUAAGUUUCCAAAGUUCAAGCCGUGUUUCUUUAUUCCCCAAGGCAUAAAAUCUGCCGAUAUCGAGCGCUCGAGGAAAUUUGCUCGGUAUGAUUCAGGGGAGGGAGGGAACAAAGGGCUGCGAUCUCUGAAGAAACACGCGGAGAGCCUCCGCCCCCGUGGCCAAUUCCCGGUUAUUCUUUCGAAUUUUCACAACAGCAUAAUCAACACUUUGAAAGAUGAAGGUUUCAAUGUAUUUGACAACACCUCGCUUUCUUGUUCAGGUCCAUAUAGCAAGGGGAAAUGGCCGUUUAACCCAGAAUUACAAUUAUUGGAACCCAGAUCUCGGCAUAAUCGCUGGAAGGUUUACCUUUGCUUGGAGGAUCCUACUCAUGCGGUUCCGCAUGCUAUAAUGGACGUGCGAGUGGAUACAGAAGACCCCGGCGCUAGGCUCACCGUGAGCGAGGUCAAGGCUAUAGUAAGGAUGAUGGAAACCCGCAUGGGUUUCCCGUCGUAUCAGCAUCAUUUGGUUCUUCCUCUCUUGGUCGUAUCGUACUUUGGACCGGAACGUGCAAGGAUUAUCCAGGCGCAUCACGAUGGAAAACUCAUGAAUAUUCAAUAUACAGAUACUGUUUUCAUUGACGACAACUUUGUCGGGAAAUUCCUCGGGUAUUAUUGUAGCAGACCGAUUGGCUUAACGGUUCCGAAUAGGCAUGUUUAG
Aspergillus melleus is the source of this 837-nucleotide messenger RNA. RefSeq lists its product as uncharacterized. The record is from RefSeq and is a predicted model, not a curated record. Lineage: Eukaryota; Fungi; Ascomycota; Eurotiomycetes; Eurotiales; Aspergillaceae. The transcript is spliced from 3 exons. The coding region runs from base 1 to 837 and encodes 278 amino acids.